Messenger RNA from Drosophila kikkawai, 1617 nucleotides. The record is from RefSeq and is a predicted model, not a curated record. Lineage: Eukaryota; Metazoa; Arthropoda; Insecta; Diptera; Drosophilidae.
AUGGAGGAUACUGCAACGGGACCGGCAAAGAAAAGUGGCACCACGCUCUCCGUGGACCGAGCUGCCUUCCUCCUGCUGCGCGUCAGGAAAGUGUUCAAGAAGAAGCGACAGCAGCGCAAGGAGCGACAGGCCCAGCAGCAGAGUGGCGCCGCCGCGGCAGGAGCUGGCGGUGUGGGAGGCGGUGGCUCUGGAUCCGGAUCCGGCUCACAAUCGCGGACGGGCAGCCGCAAGCUGCCGCCGCCAUUGUUACGGUCGCGCACACUGCCCGCCAUUAUUGUGCCAGGACUUCCGGUCGUCUCGCUGCACACGGACAAACAAACAUUUCAAUUGGACGAACGUUUACUGGCCAGUAAAAGCCGCAGCGGCAGCGCUAGUGGCCAUCGUUGGUCGCUCCUCACACGUGCCAGCAACAACAGCAGUAGCAGCAGCGCCACCACAGGCAACAACAAUGCCGCCAGCAGCAAUAACAACAACAACACACAUUUAGCCAAUAACAACAACACGCUGAUGGUGAAAUCAUUGAAUUUGCCGAAAGACGAUAGCAAUUUGGUGUACAGGCGGAAAUCCUCGGGCAGCACGCCGCACCAGCAUCACGGCACGCACCACCACCACCACCAGCAUCAUCACCAUCUGCAGCAACAACAGCAGCAGCAGCAGCAUUUGCAGCAGCAACACCAACAGCAUCUGCAGCAGCUGCAGCAUCUGGGUGAAAGCUCACUGUUCCACCUCUCCGACGACUUCGAGUGCCAUGCGGAUGGCUCCCUGCUGCUCAGGAUCCCCGCCCCGCAUGUGGUGGCGGCGCGUGCCUAUCGACUGGCAGCUCGAAAGCGAGCCGCUGCCUCUUCGGAGGCCACCACUCCUCUGGCCCGGGAACACACGCUCCACGAACUACCGCUGGCCGAGGCGUCUAGCUCGGGAUCCAGCUCCGGAUCGAGCACGACCUUCACGCGCCUAGCCAAAUUGCUGCAUCAAUCAAGCGCCUUGGCAGGCAGGUCCAAUCUGCAGCCACCGCCGCCGGGUGACAAUGCGGUCCAGAGUCUGGGACUCGGCCUGGGCCUGGGUCUCGGCGAGGAGGCGCCACGUCGUCUAUCCUGGGAGAGGCGCAAGGACAGCAGUGCUCUACAGCGUUCCGCCAGCAUCGACUCCUUUGCCGAGAUUGUGUUUAGCGACCUGCCACGCCCCUCGCUCGCCGUCACGGCGCCAGGUACCUCCGCCACUGGAUCCGGAGGAGCCCCAUCCCCGUUCAGCAAACGUCCCUCGGCCAGCAGCCUGUACUCCACAUCGACGACCAGCUCCUUUGGCUCACAGGCACAGGCCCAGCUGAAUGUCAAUUACGGUGACUCGGCGGCCGGAUCCGGAACCGGGACUGGAGCGGGCACGGGUCACCAUGGGAUACCGGGCGGCAAUGGGGCCAACAGCGCCAGCAGCAGCCGGAGGGAGAGCAUGCUAAGUCCCUCCUCCACGCGACGCUCUAAGCUGACCAGAAUCAUAAACGGUGAGUGCGGAAUAAACAAACUCAGAAACCCAGUGGCGUACGCAGGACUUAAUCCUGAGGGGGCGGAUCAAGCGGAAGAUGGCAUGGGAAAAUGGGCCAGGAAGUCGGGAGAGUCCGAGUGA